AUGAGAGGGAUAAACUGCUGGAGGAGUUUAGAGAAUAAAAAUGAGGAGAUUGAGAAGUUAGGACUUGGAGUGAAGCAAAUGAGGCAAAAGUUGACUUAUGCUGAGGAGUUGUUCAAACUUCUUUAUAGCAUUUUGCGUAGAGAAGGGAUAAAGAUUCACACGUUGGAGGAGAGCAUAUCGGAUAUAGAUGAUGUGGAUGUUAAGAAUCUAAGGGAGGGCAUCCGCUAUGAUGCUUCAGUUGGUAGCUUUGCUAAAGGAGUUUUGUAUGAUGCCGUGCUCGAUUCUGGUUUUGGUGGUGAAAGGGGCUCUGAGGGCAAGGAAGAUGUGCAUAAUGAACUUCUUGACAGCCAGCUAGAAAGUGAGAAUGCCGGCUUUGGCGUCAAAUAG
Molecule: messenger RNA, 387 nt
Organism: Oldenlandia corymbosa var. corymbosa
Lineage: Eukaryota; Viridiplantae; Streptophyta; Magnoliopsida; Gentianales; Rubiaceae
Source: the annotation of a GenBank genome assembly